Molecule: messenger RNA, 1288 nt
Organism: Owenia fusiformis
Lineage: Eukaryota; Metazoa; Annelida; Polychaeta; Sabellida; Oweniidae
Source: the annotation of a GenBank genome assembly
AACAGCCUUCAAUUGCUCCAUGUGUUCCUGUCCCAUCGUUCCAACGGAUAGUACAACGGGAAAUAUCGUCGGGGGAGUUCUUGGUUCACUCUUUGCCAUUGGCAUCAUCGCUGUUCUUGCACUUUUCGUCUUCAAGCUUAACAAUGAAGUCAAACAACUGAAGAAAGAAAACUCACUAUCACAAAAAGAUUCAAAUCGGUAUAGCACUGGUCCAAGUAGCGAGGUAAAUGUUGCCUUUCAACAAAGUCAAAGCGUUCCAUAUGAAGAAGUUGACUUUAAAACAAACACGUACGCUCAGCUAAACAAAGAUGAUGUUAGCGUUCACAUUCCAAACACAUCUGACAAAGAAUAUCCAAUGGAAGUAAUUGAUAUUGGGGCCACAUUAGGUGCAGGUGAAUUUGGUGUUGUAAAACUAGUGAAUGUCAAUGACAAUGUGAAUGCCCCAUUUAUGGCCGCUGCGAAGAUAUUAAGGGAUAAUGCAUCUGAUGACGACCACCGGGCUCUGCUUCGUGAAUUUGAUCUGAUGAAGCAGUUACCAAAACAUAACAAUUUGGUAGAACUUCUGGGUUACUCAAAAUACAAUGACCAAACUAUGAUACUCGUUGAGUAUCUACCCUUGGGAGACCUGCAAAGCUACCUGAGAGCUAACAAAGCAAGAUACAUCAGGUCUGAUAAGUUGGACACCAGUAAAGAAUUAAUACAGUUUGGAUAUCAGAUUGCGUGUGGAAUGAACCAUAUAUCAUCUUUCAAAUUUCUGCACCGUGACCUUGCAGCCAGGAAUAUCUUACUGGGUGCAAAUAAAGUUUGCAAGAUCUCUGAUUUUGGUCUCUCGAGGGAUGUUGCUGAAAGAGAUCUGUACAGUAGAACGUCUAAAGGCCGUCUUCCAAUUAGAUGGAUGUCUCCUGAAGCUCUUUUCCACAAUAUCUACACAACCAAGAAUGAUGUAUGGGCCUAUGGUAUACUCCUCUGGGAAAUACUAACAUUUGGUUCAACGCCUUAUACUGGGAUGAAAGGCAAAGAGGUCAUGGAAUUUGUGAAAGCUGGGAAUGUGAUGGACAGGCCACAACAUUGUAAAGUAACACUAUAUAAUGUGAUGGCAGAAUGUUGGAGCCAUGAUGCGGGUAGACGACCAACAUUCUCAGAUCUCGUGUCCAAAAUGGAGAACAUCUUACAGGAAGAAACUCCUUAUAUGGAAAUGAAGGACUUCAAUGAGGCUCUUUAUGUUAAUGUUAACCCAAGAAAUCUCAAAGAAAAACUUUAGAAACUAUAUGUUAAUUAACUAAUAUAC